Caenorhabditis remanei is the source of this 3105-nucleotide messenger RNA. RefSeq lists its product as uncharacterized. Lineage: Eukaryota; Metazoa; Nematoda; Chromadorea; Rhabditida; Rhabditidae. The record is from RefSeq and is a predicted model, not a curated record. The coding region runs from base 1 to 3105 and encodes 1034 amino acids. The transcript is spliced from 21 exons.
AUGAUUUCUCCAGAUUCGAAAUUUGUUGGAGAAGCCCUUGAACAAAGGGAUGUACGGACUAUAUUUGUUUCGGCUAAAGAAGAUAACAAGGAACGUGAAAACCGAAUAAUACUGUUGAUUGGUCCAUCAAGCUCCCAGAAAUCAGAUCUCAUAGAUUUUCUCUGUAAUUACUUUUAUGGUGUUGAACCAACAGAUCAGAAAAGGUUUCAUAUUGCCGAUGAGAAAUUCAAUCAAGAAACCCCACAAAGACCUGUGCAGUGUUAUAUUUUUAAUGAAACAGUUAUGCCAGUGAGACCUGUUAUUUUGGAUAUGAUUGGAUGCGGUGACACUUAUGAUGGAUUUGAUACUCCUUCCUUGAUUAACAAAUGGCUUCUGAACAAUUGGAAAAUGAGACUUGACACUAUUGCAGUGGUAUUCUCAGAUUUACACAGAAUGAGCAUGCAUGAAGAAGAUGAGCUGCAGCAGGUUCUGUCCGAUAUUCCUGAACAUGUCCGUGACAAUAUAGUUGUAUUCAUCACCGCGUCAGAUGGUUCUAGAACGUUUGAGCCUUUGUUACGGAGAUUCGGUCUCUCUGACUACCCAAAAUUCACUAUUAAUACUGCGUGCACAUUUCAAAAACAAAUGGAAGACCGACUGAAUGACGAACAUAGAAGACGAUACUGGAAAAUGUCAGUGAACCAGUUCAACACUUUUAUGGAAAGGGUCCAGGAAUCUACGCCUGUAACUAUCUCUGGACUUCAAUUCAUCGAUGAUGGAAUCUAUGGGGUUCAGGAGUCGGCACAGAAUUCGUCCAGGAAUAGUGUGUAUUCUUCGAGCAAUAGAUCCACCGUCAUCGAAGUGGAGCAAAGCUCGAGAGCCCCACUAUCUCAGGCACCUCCACCUCCAUCAACGGCCCGUCCGACGACAUCCCCUCCCCAACCUCCCGUGUCAAAUCCACCCACAAAACCGUCCCCACCACAACCACCACCAAAACCAACAAUUCGGCCGCCACCUCUUCCGGCAUCUCCGCCUCCAAUACCGCCGUCAAGUGAGCCUCCAUCAGUCGGCAUACCAUUGUAUAGUGAGAAGCAUCAGCAACAACUACGAUCACAAACAACCGCCGUCUCACCGCCAAAGCCUCCAAGUUUUGCGCCGCCUGUACCGCCUGAUGCAGCUCUAAUCACUGACACUUCGACCACCACUGCUCUAACCAACGCAAUGUUCCAACAACUCAGACAGUCUAGCACUCAGUAUGACUAUCCCACGCAUGGAACUGAACGUGCCUACUCCGCUCAAGUACCGUAUGAUGUCCCUCCAUCCGUUCAAUCCGCUGGUGGACUUCAUGAACGUCGGCAUAGUGUACCAGACGAUAUUCGUCAUUACGCCGACGAGACAACUCCACCGCCUGUUUUGCACGACGUCGCCGACAGAUACUCCACAGUGGCGUAUAUGAACCACGAGUUAACCAAUAACUCUACAAGAAUCUACUCCCGUUCGCCGACAAGAAGUCAAGUUGGAGUUCGCGACGCACAUCGUUUGAGUCGUGACGAUUUGAGAAUUGUGGAUGCCCACAGUAGUCCAAGUGAUUCACAAUCAGAAGAACUGAGAAGAAUGUACUCGGGAAGAAGUGGAAAUUCUGUCAAGCCAACAGGCGAUAUAACUGCGCGCUACGUUUACGACACUGCUAAUCGCAAUUAUACAGCAUACGGAGAGAGACAAGAGAGACAGUCCUACACUUCCUUCCCAGCUGCUCCAGCAAAUGAUAGAAAACGGUGGUCGAGAUCUUCCGAACCACGAUCAGAGACUUAUAUUAAUGACCCUUACUAUUCCGGGAAAGAUGUGGUUUCGGGGUACGGUGUAAUUGAGACAAGAAGAAGUCGUACCAGUCUUCAUAGUCACGGAAGUGUACCAGAACUCAUUCACUCUGAAAACAAAUAUGACUAUCAGCAACUUUCAGAACAACAGACACGCGAUUUAGAGAGACGAACAAGACAAGACACUGAGCGUCGUAGUAGACGCCAAUCAGAGGGAUCUCGUCAAAUUUACAUUGAUCGCCGUAUUUCCCCGGAAAGACAACAAAAAGAUAGAAACAGCGGAGCGUACUCGAAUGUGAACAUGCAAGAUAAUCCACAGUACAAUUUGCCAAGAAGAGAUGCCCCACCACCACAAAUUCCCCCAAAACCUGUCAUUCAGAGAGUUAGCGGUGGUGAGGUAUAUGAAGACGAGCGUUCAAUCUACGAAGCCUACAGUCAAAUCCACCACCAACGUCCUCCAACCCAACCUCAUAUCAUUGGUGCAGGAAUUCAGCCACAACCAAUCCAGCCACCGCCACAACAACAAUACCCACCACGUUAUGACCAGGUCCCAGAGCAAUCACAAACCAAUCACUAUAUAAUUCCUCGACCAAUGCGAGAAUCGGGAUCCCCUAUCCAACAAAUCCCACUCCAAGUUGUAUCGGAACAGCAAUACGACAACUAUGGGGAGCCAAUCUAUGUUCCAAGAACUAUUGCUCCAGGGGUUACUGAAGAAACAAUAACCACUACAACUACAACAAGAAAUGAGGAAAUUGAGAGAAAACGGAAGAAGAAGAAGGAGGACGAUGACAGGAAGAAACAAUCCAUUGACAAUGGCAGUCAAAAAGGAUAUGAUCCAUAUAAUAGUCGUGGAAACGUUGUCGAUCACAAUAAUGGUCAUGGACAUAGUCACGAAGUAUACAUUGACAAAGGAAACGCUGGAAUCAAAGACGGAUCUCAAUAUGAUUAUGGCCGUUUUGAGAAUCACCAUCGUGAUGCAGAAGAGGCGUUGAUUGAAGAGGAAUACAACACUCGUCAUUUAAAGCGAACAGUUGAGCAACCACAGAAAAAGUACCCGAAGAAAGAUGAUCAGAGACAUAUUGAAGAUGGAUAUGGUUAUCAUCCACGAGAUGAUAGAAACCAACGUCACGACAAUCGUGCAAAAAGAGCAAGAGAAACUAAACAAGUAACCCAACGUCGUGCCAUCGGAUGGUCUCCGUCUAACUACCGUAAUCCACGUGAUUGUUUCCUUAAUCUUCUAUGUUUCAUCAUUGCUCCGCUAGUCAUCAUACUCAUCAUUGUCGUCAUCAUUGUCUUUGUCAUUAUCCAAUAG